GUAUCCCUUUGUUGUUCUGUGCCCCAAAACACUCCAAAUCAGAUGAACUAUUUGGGCUGCUCAUAUGGGUAUCUUAUCUUCUCCUAUGAGGAGCACUGCCUCCUUGUCGAUGUGCACAAUGGUACCAAGGUGAAACCCCCCAAAAUUCCAUCCAACAACCGCCUUGGGUACUUUUGUGGCAUAGGCAUUCUUACAGGUCCACUUACUUCACCCAACUCACGCCUCCUCCUGUGCUUGAGAACCUCCAUGUUUGAGUGGCAAGUUGGAACAAACUCGUGGUCAGAACACCCUCUUGCUCUUAAAGAAGAACGCAUCCGUCAGAUAGUGUUGUUCAAAGGUGUCAUCUUUGUCAUGGAUGUCAAUGUGAGGCUCCACACCAUACGCUUGUCACCUGAAUUCAGCAUGCAGAAAGUAAAAAUCGCACCGGACCCGAAGUCCUUUUUUAUUAGCCCAUGGUUGGUGGCCUCUGGUGACAUGCUUCUCAUGCUUGACCUCUGCAUAGGGUGCGACGAGUUGGAUCGCUCGUGUUAUCGCUUCUUUGAGGUCUUUCACCUUGACUUUUCUGUCGAGCCAGCCAAGUGGGUGAAGAAGGAGAAGCUGGAAAAUCAAGCUCUGUUUGUUAGCCUUGAUAGGAGGAAUCCUGCAUUUUCUUGCAUGAGCCCUGAAAGAUGGGGAGGAAAAAGUAACUGUGUUUAUGUUGCCAAGCUAUCUGAUGAUCCCGACGAAACUUGGACCGCUGUUGAGGUUGGCCAGCGAGUGCGAAAAGACGUUGUUCACAGCCUUUAUUAUGGUGUUGCAAUCCCGUUUGGCUGCAGUCAUCUGGCUAGCCUCUGGCUGUACCCCAAUUUAGUCUAUGGUACUAGCCUGUGAUGUCGCUGAAGGGUUUUGGCUAGUCUUGCACAAGCGCUGGCUGUUUCUGCUGUUUUAACUUUAUUAGUUAGCGAUCAGCUCCUGCAACUGCAAUGGUUUCCUCACCUGGUACGGUGUUCAAGGCCAUUUCAUAUGCAUCGACAUGGCUGGUUGCCUGGUUGUAAUGUGGUGAAAAACUAAACAUCAGAAUUGCAUUUGUAUUUUGCCAUUUGAUGCAUGGCCCCAAUCUAUGUCUUGGAAUGACUUCAGAAGCUUGUACCGAAAUGUUUCCGCUUCCAUGUAUUUUCCCCUUAAUUGUGUUUUCUGCCGUA
Molecule: messenger RNA, 1181 nt
Organism: Hordeum vulgare subsp. vulgare (domesticated barley)
Lineage: Eukaryota; Viridiplantae; Streptophyta; Magnoliopsida; Poales; Poaceae
Exons: 1
Source: RefSeq, a predicted model, not a curated record